Molecule: messenger RNA, 4425 nt
Organism: Cataglyphis hispanica
Lineage: Eukaryota; Metazoa; Arthropoda; Insecta; Hymenoptera; Formicidae
Exons: 2
Coding region: 15-3503 (1162 amino acids)
Source: RefSeq, a predicted model, not a curated record
CGUUGAAUGGAGUGAUGAGCGGGGCCCCUGCGCGGGGCACAGUGCCCCGUCGUCAAAGACGCCAUCAUCAUCAUCAACAUCACGAUCACCAUCAUCAUCAUCAUCAUCAUCAUCAGAAGCAUCAGAAGCGUGUCCGGGACAAAGCGUCGCAAGACAGAACGCUGGACGAACCGGAAGAGAAACGGCCGAAAGUCAAUCCGAUCUUCCUCUGGGCGUCGCAGCGCGAGCAGAGGAUCGUCGAGGUGAGAUGCGAGGAUUACGAUAAGCGGAAUCGCAUCAAGCUCACCAAAACCGCGCAAGGAUGGCGCUCGAUACCGCGUACAACGUCCAACAUUUAUACGAUCGCCCUGGCCACUGCCUGCAAGAGGACGACGUCAAGCCCGGUCGAGACGUCGUCGGCCUCCUCGGUCUCGUCCAACGACGAGAAGGAGAAUGGCAAGCGGCAUCAGGAGGUCGCGCCGGCAAACGCGAUGGCAAGCUCCCAUCGGCGUCAUCCGCGAAAAUAUACGGCGAACGGUGCGACGAGCGGUUUGCUUCCUGGCGAAGGCGCAGGCAGGAAGAGACGUUACGACGAAGAGGCGAGUCGACGAGGAUAUUCCUAUCCUCUGGGAGCCCAUGACGGCUCCAAGUGGAAUUCCGGUGGUCAAAGUUGCUCGGACGAGGAUAACGACAACGAAGGUGGGGAAAAAAAUGGCGAGGAGGAUAAGGAUCGCGAACGGAGCAAGGUGGAGGAUCGUCUAUUCAGCUUGAAGAGCAAGGAUAGAUUAGGCGGUCGGGUUAAUUUGGAGAGACUGCAGAAGGACAAGUUGUUCCAACCGCGCGUCGUUCUGGAACAGCUGCAUCUAUCGCAACUUCCCGAGAGCGCGCAUCAAAAUGUCGUUCGCCACGCGAGACCUAAGGACGCGACGGCGAACGAGACGAAGCGAAUGGAGGAAAGUAACGAGCGAAACGAGAAGGACGCAAUCGACGAGGCAGAAGAGGAUGAAGAGGAGGCGGAGGAGGAAGAGGAAGAGGAAGACAGCGGAAAACCGAGUCGCGUGAACAAGACGGGCAUUCAGGACAUAUUGAACAUGAUAGAUGCAACGGCCUCGCCCGUUCUCGCCACCGACACUCCCACCGCUGAUCUACCGGUCGAUUCCACCAAAACCUAUGAAGUUCUUGACGAGAAGCAAUGUGUAGAAAGAAGAGUCAAGGAUACGAAACCCGACCAUGCGAAAGAUAGAUCGAGAAGAGUGUCGGUAUCCAGUUGCCAAGCCGAGAUCAUUGACCAAAAUGAUGAGAUUGACGAUAAACUGGAGGUGCACGAGGAGAAGAUUCUGAAGGAGGAUUGCUGCUUGAAGGAGAUGGUGGACAGAAAGAUUUGCGUAGAGAACAAGGUCGUGCUUCUUUCGCCAGAAGAUAAUUCCAAGACGACGUUGAGUUCCUGUAAAAUCGCGGAAGCUGACGGAGGAUUAGUCGAUCGGUCAACGUGCAGAUCCAACUCCCUGGUCACGUGGCCAAGGAUACCGACCGAGGAGGAGGCGCCAAUGGAGGCCGAGGAGGAGGCGCCGGACGAGCCCGGCGAGCCGGCGAAAAUCGAUUACAACGAUAGCUCGAAGAUCCUCGACGCUCUGAGGAAUACGCCAGGACUCUCGGUGUCCGUGACGAGAAACCACACGUCCGAGAUUGGCAAGAAUCUAGUUGUAUCACCCGCGCGGCCGCCUUCCAAGGCGUCCUCGUCGAGCAGGUCGCCGGAUUCGCAAGCGGAAUGUGUCGAAAAGCUACUGAAGAACUCGAACAAUUUUGUAAAUGACAAUAGCGGACGUAUAAGUUCACCUCGCAACUUACCGGGCCUGUCGAUCAUUAUACCGAGCUAUUGCUAUAGAAAUGCUUCGGGUCAGCUGACGACGACGACCUCGCCGAGUAUGAAACGUCGCGUCGAAUCCCCCGAGAGCACCGUUAGUUUCAACAAGACCGACGCGUAUCCGGAGCAAUUAAAGCUAGACGGAUUUCCCCACGAAGAAGACGAGGACGAAGAAGAAGAUGACUGCGACUCGCAGGUCUUAGAAGAUCUUAAACGGCAAAAGGCAGACUCGUUGGCGUUUGACACCGUUGACACGAAUUACUACAACAAGCCAGGUUCCAGAAUCUCUACUCAGGAAGAUCGCAAAACCUCACUGGAGAACAUGAAGAGCGAUUCGCUCUGGAUCGGCUCCAGCAGAAGCAACGAAGCGCAAGCCAAGUGUAAAUAUCAAGAUCUCGAGCAUUUCGACGAGCAAGUCUUGGAGGAACUACGCUCACGCGGCACUGUAGUUUCUCCUCAACCUAGCGGAAUUCCUUGCUCCCCUGCAUCUCGAAGACCGUCAUCGGCAUACCUCGAGAGGUUACUGCCGAGUCCGCCUUGUUCGGUUUCCUGCUCGGAAGAUGCCAAGAGCGAGUUGACGCUGAAGAGUAUCCUGGCUUCGUCCAGUUGCGUGGAAUCGCGAGACUAUGAGAGAUCGAAGGAGGGAACGUCGACGCGAUUCGAUCAGAGUCUCGAGCCUGUUUCUCGACCCGUGCAUUCGAACAUCGACAAAAACGUGAAGAGGACCGGCAAUCAGCGCAGCUUCCAAGAACGCCUGUACGUUCACAAUCAGGAAACGAGAAGGCCCAUGUCCAGCGGUGACAUCCACAGCACCUUUUACACGGAUCGCGUCGCGCCCAAAAGACCGAUGUCGGUCGAAUGGCAGUGGACCGGACAGCGGCAGAGAGCCAACCAGAUUGGUUACCAAAAAAUCAUCGCUAAAACGAAGAACCACUUCACCGAUCGCCAAAGCCAAAAUCAGAUCGCCUGCGCCACGUCCAGUAGCACGGACAAACUCCUGGACCCGGCCACUCAGUUACGCGAACUUAUCGAGACCGUCGGUCAUCUGAUCCCCGAUCCUCUUCUGGUCCCCCGCGACUAUUUGCCGGGUCUAGCCGCCGCGCCCGCGACGGAGAUUCCCAAGUUGCUGGCCAGUAGACCCGAGUUGAGGUUGCCCGAGGCCCUCACCAAGCCCGAUCUACUCCGGGAUCCCGAUUUACUUGUGAUAUCGCUCGCACAUCUCCAGCACGUGCUGGAUCACGGUGAAGGCCCGGUCUCAAGAGCCCAAUCGCAACAACCUAGGGCCGUUAACGGCGUUAAUGGUCUCAUUAAUAAGGGAUCGUCCGGUCAAAUCAACGGCGCGAGAUGCGGCGGGUCCGUCACCGGCAGACCCAAACUCAGCUGUAAACCGAUCGGCACGUUGAUGCCGGCGCAGCCGAUUGAUCUCUCGAGCGGCGCGAGCCGAUCACGCGUCAAUCCCUAUCCGCCUCUGCUCAGGGUGCGCAGCGGAUUGCUCAAGCAGGAGCCGGAAGUGAGUUCCACCGCGACCUCGCCGGACGAGUCGCAGCUAUGGCACCCGUUAUUCGGCAGCCAGAAGAGGCAGCAGCAGCAGCAGCAGCCGCCGCCACCGCAACAACAGCAGCAGCACUCUUCCUGGCACAGGACCACUCUCGCCUCCUGACCAUCGUGACCUUGACCCUGGCCGCGAGUCCAGCGAUCCUGAAUGGUCUGCACGGAGAAAUGAACCGCGAUGGACGAGGAAUACCGCGACGCCACUUCUUACGCGGAUUCGGCUGCUUACCGGAGGCCGUUUGUACGAGCGACGCGGAGAUAUGCGGACGAAGAAACGCCGGCCGGCGAGAAUCUUUGCGGAAUUAUCGCCGCAGGAUACCCGUUGAAGCGUGUCCUUUUCUCCUCGCGGUGGUGUAGUCGACGCGACGUCGACUCGAUUCCGUUCGUAUAUUUUCGUUUAACCCGCUGUUAGUCGCUCGUUAUUAUAUUCCUAUUUUAUUAUCGUACGCAUAGUCGUUAAAUUAGCUUCUGUCACAAAAGAUGUGAAAAAUAACGAUAUUAAUAAUAGAUUUUAAUUUUUAUUUUAUCAAAAAUAACUCGGAAUUAUAUUACAUUACAUGAAGAUAUUUUUAGCGUGUGUAUAUAUAUAUAUAUAUAUAUAUAUGUAUGGAUUAUCUAUACCUAAAAUUAUGAUAAAACUUGUUUACAUGCCAAAGUAAGGAUGAGAUAAAAUCUAAACGAGACUGACGGUGUGUUAAAAGAUUAAUUACGACAAGCAAUCUUAAUACACACUCGAUAAACAUUCGUAAAUUAUAUAAAGGCAUAAAUCACAUGUGAUAAAAUCAUACGCGAAUGUAGACGAUAAUCGGUUAGUAGGGUAGAGAUUAGAAGUAAUGUAUUUUGACUGAGGAGCUCCACAAACUUCUUAGCGAGUUCAAGUCGAAGAUAUAUUUUUCUGUUAAACUUUUUGUACCGACAAGACGAGCAUUCUCUCUCAUAUCUAUGCAGAACCAAUGCCAAUAAUCAUAAUAGGACCAGUCGCUCUUAUCAAUGGGAAAAAAAAACAAAAAAAAAAAACAAAAAAAAAACAA